Molecule: messenger RNA, 3351 nt
Organism: Caenorhabditis angaria
Lineage: Eukaryota; Metazoa; Nematoda; Chromadorea; Rhabditida; Rhabditidae
Source: the annotation of a GenBank genome assembly
AUGAUAACGGACAAUAAUAAAUAUUACUCGAACUACACAAAACAAAUUGAAAUUCGUUCAAAAAAUCGAAAAAGUUUUAUUAGUGAGGACAGAUUAUUUCAAUUGGGAAUGGUACGUGGAUGAAGAAAAAAGGCGCGCGCGUCCAAAAAAACCGAAAUAUUAUGCAAAAGUUGAGAGAUUUAGAGAAAAUGACCAGCUGCGAGGCAAAAAAAAAACGAGGCAUUUUUCAUGUUGAGAAAUGAUGACGUGUUUUAUAAUACACACAUGUAUACAAAAAUAGGAAACAGUACUUUUGCCUCAAAAGUUUGAUUUGAACUCUUCAUAAAAUAUUUUAUUAUUUUUCCAGACAAAAUCUGUGGAAGUGAUUGAUUUAACAGAUGUUCCCGAAAAAACAUGUGAAAUAUUUGUGAGAAUUUUGGAAAAUCAAACAUUUUCUGGAAAUUUGAGUCUUCAAAAUGUCGCCGAACUUUGUAAUAUUGCAAAGACUUUGAAUCUGCGAACAUUGAAAAAACCAAUUGAAAAAUCGCUCAUCGAAUCGGAAGAAAAUUCGAAUAAAUGUAUACUUGACAAAUUGUGCAUUGCAAACCACUUUCAAUUGAAUUUGGCUAUUGAUCAUGUUAGUUUGAACAAAAAAAGAACUAAAAAAAUAAAUAGAGAAAUUUUCGAAACAAAAAAUAUUAUGGAAAAUUUUAUUGAAAAACAUCGAUUUGAAUAUAACAAUUUUAUGGAAGACAAACAACUUUAUAGUUUAUGCAUGUAGUUUUUUAUGUAUGUUUCGAAAGUAUCUUGUCAAAAAACUUAUAACGCAUCUUUUUUCUAGUCUAUUGGCUAACUAAUUAGUCUUUGAAAAAAGUUUCGAAAUUUUUUCAUAGGAUUUUUCGGGAGCGUUUUUUUUUUCAAAUUAAAACUAUAAAUACCUCAACUUAGGUCCUUAAUUAAUUUUCAUUUUAUAUUUUCAGUUAGCCUUGAAAUAUGCACAAACUGGAGAUCAAGAAACAAUUCUGAAAUAUCUCAAUAAUCCCGAAGUUGUCAAUAUUGUUUUUGGAUGGUUGGUUUGUACAAACUCAAUAAGAUAUAAAAUCACAAUUUUUAUAGGAUGACUAGUCUACAGGAGCAAAUUCAAACUCAAAAUUCAAACAAUUUUCAAUUGACUUCAGAAUCUGAAAGACGGCCGAUGGAAAUUGCACAAAAUCAACAGGAACAAAACGCUUUCCUUCAAUUGGCCAAAACAAAAUAUCAAAUAAUGAAGAGAAAAGUUCCAGCAUUAAACUUGAAUCAAAAAUUCAGACAAAUAGAGUGGAAAAAAAUGAUACUUCGAAAAUAAAUUUUUAUAAAAUAAAAAAGUUAUUCCGUUGCGGGGAAUCGAACCCCGGCCUUAUGGGUGAGAGCCAUAAAUCCUAACCACUAGACCACAACGGAGGAUGGAAACAACGAUUAGAAAUGAAAAGACAUGUUUGCUGUCAAUUUUUCUUCUUUUUUCCCUUUCUGUUUCGCGUUAGAGACGCAGUGCAGACAUUCGCUCUAGUUUCUUUAGCUUUUUGAACAGAAUUUCACUGCGAGAAAAAUAUGUGAAAAAUGUGUCCUCGGUAGUAUAGUGGUGAGUAUCCGCGUCUGUCACAUGCGAGACCCGGGUUCAAUUCCCGGCCGGGGAGAAAUUUUUGUUUUUUAAUACUAGAAUUUUUCGUAAAUAAGUUUUAUGAUCAAAUUUAGGAUGAAAAUCGAAGAUUGAAGCGGAAAAUAUUCAGGUUCAAACAACAAACAAUCCCGAAAAUUUCCGCCUUUCUGUUUUCGUGUUUCAUCUUUCUUGGACACAUGCAUGCUGCUAUAGCAUGCUAACGUGAUCACGUGACCCAUAUAUUAUAGAAAAUCUAGAAAUAUCAAAAACAUUUUUCAAUUUUUUAAAUGAUGGAUCAAACAAAUGAAUAUAGAGAGAUAGACAAUAUUGUAUCGUUUAGCUUCAAUCAUGAAUUUAUGAUUUGUCCACGUUUUCGUCCAACACGAGCUAAAUUUUGUACAGUAUUCGAAUCAUCAAUGAUAGAUUGGUAUGUUCUCCAAUUUUCAGAAAAUGAGUGAUAUUCUUAUUUAAAGGGAAGUUUCAAUCGAUAGACAAAGACUUCCAAGAAGAAAUCCAAGAUUCCAACUUGAACCAACUUUAGAAUAUCAAAUAAGAUUAGCAGAAUUAGGUCGAAGAGAUGUUUGUCCACCAAUAAAUCGAAUAACUCUUAGAUUAUCAAUAUAUAAUAAAGAAAACGAACUCGUUGGAAACUCUCAAAUUUAUCGUUUUCAUAAAAUCUUACAAAAUGCAAAUCCUCGACAACGUCCACAAUAUAUUACUGAUUCUUCGUGUGGUUUUGGAAAAUUUUUAACAAAUUUAUUUGAUAAUAAUGAAAAUGUUGGAAAAGGAGCUGAACUCGAGAUAAUUGUGGAAUAUAUUAAAAAUGAAAUGAUAUCAAAACAAUUUAUAACAAAUUGUGCUAUUGAAAAUGUUCCAAAUGAACUUGAUUAUACUUUUGAUUCUCUUAUUAAUUCAACUCGUUUUGAUUUAAAAUUAAAAACACAAAAUGGACAAUUUUUCAAAUGGGCAAACAAAGAAGUUUUAUGUAUUGCAAGUGAUUAUUUUCGAGAUAUUUUGACUGAAAAUAUGACUGAAAUGAAUACAGAAUGUGAACAUUUGGAAACUAUUGAAACUGUUUUAACAUUUAUGAUAACUGGAAAAUAUCGAGCUGUUGAAAAAAUGACUGCAAUUUUGGCAAAUGAAAUGAUUAUUCUAUGCAAUUCAUGGAAAUGUAUUGAUUUGAGACAAUUUAGAAAUGCUGUUGAAAGACAUUGUUAUGAAGAUUUACAAACUGUAAACUAUACUCCUAUAGCUACAGUAAUCCGAAAUGUUUUUUUUUCAGAAUUUUGAAGAUUUGGGUUACGUUGUUAACAUGACAAUUAUGGCACAAGAAAGACAAUUAUCAAAUCUUUUCAAUUCUUGUGUUUCUUGUAUUUUGGAUUUUCAUUUCACGCAAUUUUUCGAAGAUUAUAUCCGAAAGGUAAUUUUUCGGUUUUUUUCUCGACCUGUGAAAUCGGUUAAAAUUUGGAAUAGGAUAAAACAUGUGUUUGGAAUAGGAUAAAACAUGUGUUUGGAAUAGGAUAAAACAAAACAGGUCAUCCUGGCACAAUUCUAAUCCUCGAAGAAAACAAUUCUCAAACAAAAUAUAUAUUUUUCAGAACAAUGUUCUCAAAGAAAAAUUAGUAGCUCGAGUUGGUUCCCGAAUGUCAAUUGUUUCUUCAAUAAAACAAAGUUAUCUUUCAACUCUAAAAGUUCGAAGAUUUGUCCGAUAUCAGCCGAUUUAUGCCGAAGAAUGA